AUGCAAAUCUGCAGUAUUAACAUUCCGAAACAACCCCUCCUCCUCCUCAAGCCCUUCCUCUUAUCCCUCUUCUUCUCCUUCGCCUUCCUCCUCACCUUCCUGUCCUCCCAAACCCAGCCUGUUCACCCGAAAACGACGCCGUACGCCUCCCUCCAAAAAUCCACAAACAAUAUUCCAUUGUCAUUAAUCAACUCAUCAUCAUCAUCAUCAACCGCCGACCUCCGCAUCAGACGGCGCUACCCCACCUACGAAUCCUACAUCCACCACCAGCUUAACAAAACCCUCAAUCCCAAACUCCGCAAAAUCUGGACCACCCGCGACUGGGACCGCAAAGUCCGCGUCUUCUCCGAGUUCUUCUCCAGCCUCACGCGCCGCCGCCUCCUCUCCAACUCCUCCAACUCCCUCUGCCUCGGCGCCCGCGUCGGCCAGGAGGUCGCCGCCCUCCGGCGCGUCGGCGUUUCCGAAUCCAUCGGCAUCGACCUCGUCCCCAGGCCGCCUCUGGUGGCGGCGGGUGACUUCCACGCGCAGCCCUUCGCCGACGAGACGUUCGACUUCGAAUUCUCGAACGUGUUCGACCACGCGCUUUACCCGUGGAAGUUCGUGGCGGAGAUCGAACGGACGCUGAAGCCCGGCGGGGUCUGCGCCUUACACGUGGCAAUAUCUAAACGGGCGGAUAAGUACUCGGCGAAUGACUUGUUUAGUGUGGGCCCGUUAGUGGAAUUGUUCAAAGGGUCUGAUCUUGUUGAGGUUAGGGAGAUUGAUGGGUUUGGGCUUGACACUGAAGUCGUUUUUCGGAAGAAGAGAGACUCAAAGAUUGUAGUGAGAGAAACAAUUUAUUGUCAAAAGAGAGAUUGA
Molecule: messenger RNA, 855 nt
Organism: Morus notabilis
Lineage: Eukaryota; Viridiplantae; Streptophyta; Magnoliopsida; Rosales; Moraceae
Exons: 2
Coding region: 1-855 (284 amino acids)
Molecular function (GO): S-adenosylmethionine-dependent methyltransferase activity
Source: RefSeq, a predicted model, not a curated record